Molecule: messenger RNA, 1466 nt
Organism: Oncorhynchus keta (chum salmon)
Lineage: Eukaryota; Metazoa; Chordata; Actinopteri; Salmoniformes; Salmonidae
Exons: 3
Coding region: 483-1181 (232 amino acids)
Source: RefSeq, a predicted model, not a curated record
AAGAGAGAGAACCGAUGGGCAGCUAGAAUUCUUCCUUCAGUGCUGCCUCCAUGCCUGCCACCAGUAGUUGACAAUGACUUCAUGCCUCUAGAGCACACAGUAGAGGAUGCCUAUGAGGUCUCAUUUGCUACAGAAGCCACUUCAGGCAGAGCUACUGUUGAUGGAGUGGACAGAUCAGCAGCUAAAUGCCCUGUCCCAAUGCUGCCUCCAGGUCUGCCACGUGUCUUUGACGACAAACUGCCAGGGGAGGCAGUAGAGGGCAAGUGUCCAGUUGCCCGUGAAGCAGCCCCUUCCGUGUCUACUGUCCUCCAAGAGGAGUUUUUGGCUGAUAAAGUCCUCCUGCACCCACAGCACUGUCUCUAAGGCUGCCCUGCACCCACAACAUUGACCACAAACAGCCAGAGGAGACAGUUGAGAACACCACACAGUGCUCAGUUGACAUAGAGGCAAGUGCAGUUUCAUCCACUGUCAAGAGAGAGGAAAUGAUGGGUGAUAAAAGCCCUGUCCAUGCACUUCCUCCAAGCCUGGCAUGCAUCCAUGACAAGGACCACAAGCAGCCAGAGCAGAAAGUGAAGGGCACUAGUGAAGAGUUGGAUCUCUUCCCUCACACUCACCAGCUGUUCCCAGAUGCUAACUUAACUCUGGCAACCCGCAAUGAUGAGCUGCCCAACCCUCUGAUCUGCGUGAUCACUAAGAUGCCUGUUAGAGUGGGAGCCUCCAUAUUCAGGUCAGAGGAUGAGGAACCCAGGCCCUGGACCCUGGAAGAGGCAAUGGAUUAUUGGAUAGGCAUUGAAAUUGAGAGUGAAGAGAGGAGCGUCACUGAGGAGGUGAGCCCGAGGGAGGGAUUGAAGAGUGUGGGGGAUUGUGCCCAUUCCAAGUGCUCCAAUGGGACGGUUUCAUCAGAGAGAGCAGAGGCCAUCCUGGGAAGAGUGGGCUUUCUGCUCAUGAACCAAAUGCAGAAAAUCCCGUUCUUGAAGAUGGAGGAAAAAGAGAAAAAUAUGAAACUGAAUAAGAAGUUGAAAGAUGAAGAGAAAGAGAGAAAGGAGAUGAAAGACAAGGAGGAGGAGCAAAAAAAGAGGGAGAAGAAAGAGAUGAAGGAGAGAGAGAAAGAGAGAGAAGGAAAGAAAAGAGAAGGAAAAGGCAGAGAAAAAGAGGUUAGAGGGGCUGAUGAAGAUACAUAAUGACAUGAUGAAAGACAGGAUUAAGAAAGAGAAGAAGUGUUCUGAGCAGCUGAAAAAGAGAGAGAAAGCUCAAGCUGCAUUCUUGGAAAUGGAGAGAAAGAUUCAAGAAAAGGAGAAGAAGAAGAGAGAAAAGAUGAGAGGAGAGGAAGAGGAAGAGGGAGCCAGCUGGAGGUGGAACUGAGAGGGUGAUAGAAGAGCAGGGAAGGGAUGAAAGCUUGAAGAUGGAUGAGUAGACUGGGUAAUAGAGAGAGAGAGAGAGAGAGAAGGAAGGGAUACUGUAUUUUU